AUGAUGAUGACUGGCCGUGCGCUGCUGGUGUGUGCCCUCUGCGUGCUGUGGUGCGGUGCUGCGGUGGAGGCGGAGGGUGAUGGUUCUGGGGUAGGUAGUGGUGAUGCGGAUGGGAAUAUGGUUUUAAUUUGGUAUAUUGAUGCUAAUGAGACUUGCAAAAAAAAAAAUACGCAGGGAGAAAAGCUGGAUAAGUCAGCGUUUAAGAGCUGUGUGAAUGCUGCAAUGAAGGAGAUUUGUUACGAUUAUUAUAAUGAGACGCCGAGUGAAUCUCGUGAUUUUGAAUCUGACGAGAUUUGCAACAAUUACAUUGGCGAUUCAGAGGAGACUAUCGAUACCUCAACACCGCUAACAGAACCGUCGCAUGAUGCGGAAAAACCGGUGGCAACACCAACUCCAGAAACCUCAAAGGUCGAAGCAGCAGAAAUGGGAUCGCCACCGGGAGUACCAGCGGGUGAUUCACCAGCAAAUCCAACAGAAGGUCCACAAUCAACCUUAGCCGCCAACGAUACUGCAAAUAGUGAAGCUGAAAAGGACGGUAAAGAGGUGAUGCCGAAGAAUGCACCGGAAUCCAACGCCUCAAGGAAAGAAGAAGGUGAAAAGAAGCACAGUAACACAAAGGAAAAACCACUCGAAGCCGAGGCAAAGAAAAAUAUCACGAUGACUGCCGACAGUGACGGCAGCACCGCGGUCUCCCACACCACCUCCCCUCUUUUGCUUCUUGUUGUUGCGUAUGCUGCUACUGCUGCGGUGGUGGCCGCGUGA
Messenger RNA from Trypanosoma cruzi, 762 nucleotides. RefSeq names its product mucin-associated surface protein (MASP), putative. NCBI's taxonomy places the organism in Eukaryota, Euglenozoa, Kinetoplastea, Trypanosomatida, Trypanosomatidae. The transcript has a single exon. The coding region runs from base 1 to 762 and encodes 253 amino acids. The record is from RefSeq and is a predicted model, not a curated record.